UGACAGCUACAUUGUGCGCGUCAAAGCGGUGGUGAUGACCAGAGACGAUUCGAGCGGCGGCUGGUUGGCGCAGGACGGCUGCCUGAGCAGAGUGGGCGUGUGCAGGCUGCUGCCGACCGAACUGCUGGGACGCAACACCUUCCUCAUCCACGGAGAACGCCUCAAAGACAAGCAGGUGAUUCUGGAGUGUUUCUUAAAGAAGGAUCUGGUCUACACGAAGGCCACGCCGACGUUCCACCACUGGAAGGUGGACAACAGAAAGUGUGGUCUGACCUUCCAGAGUCCGGCCGACGCCAGGGCUUUCGACCGCGGGGUGAGGAAGGCCCUCGAGGACCUGACAGAAGGUUCGACCACGUCCUCAUCCACGCUGCAGAACGAGGCGGAGCUCGGCGACGAUGACGUCUUCACGACGGCCACCGACAGCUCGUCCAACUCGUCCCAGAAGAGAGAGCCAGCGAUGCACACACUGGCCCCGCCCAACUUCUGUGAGUCCCGUCGGCACCACUGCAUCCUGGGACAUUUUUACGAGCAGCACCGACCCUCCGAUCACUACUUCCUGGACCAGGCGGUCCACAUGUUCCCUCGUCACGUCAGCUUCCAGGUGGAGGAGGAAGAAAUCGUACGCAUCAACCCCCGCGAGCGCACCUGGCUCACCGGCUACGAAGACUACCGCCACGCCAACUCCACACGUGACAAACUCACCCAGUCCGACAACCUCGACGCCUACGUACAUUUUGCAAAGAGCGAGCCGCCCAAACACGACUACAGCUACCCGUACCCGCUGAGCUGCGACGUGCAGCGAGUCUGUGAUGGCAAACCCAGUUGCCUGGAGCUGGGCAGCGGCCAUAGAGCGGUGGUGACGGUGCAGCCGCGAGCCCUGCAGCCCAAAGGCAAGAGGCGGAAGGAGGACGGUGAGCGCUCGCGCUGCGUUUACUGUCAGGACAUGUUCAACCAUGAGGACAACGGGCGGGGCCGCUGCCAGGAAGCACCUGACCCCAUUCAGACCUGCAUCAGGCGGGUCAGCUUCAUGUGGUGCGCGGACAGCCUGCUGUAUCACUGCAUGUCGGACCCGGAGGGGGAUUACUCGGACCCGUGCUCCUGUGACACCAGUGACGAGCGCUUCUGCCUGCGCUGGGCGGCGCUGGUGGGCCUGUCUCUGCUGGCGCCCUGCAUGUGCUGCUACGCCCCCCUCAGGGCGUGCUACCGCUGCGGCGUAGCCUGCCACUGCUGUGGCGGGAAACACAAAGCUGUGGGCUGAGGCGUCGCAGGCCCCCCGCCCUCCUCACAGCGAGACAGCAAGGACUCGAGGAGGCAGGGAAUCGGAGGCUGCUGUGAUUUUUACUUUGUUUUUUGUUGUUGUUGUUUGUCUCGUCUCCGAUUUCCAGAUGCAGGAGAAAACGAACUUUGUCUCAACAGAUGGAAGAAAAAAAAGGUUCCCUGUUGUUUUUUGUUUUUACGUCUUUUGUGACAUUGGGAACCAAAUAUGGCUUCCAAUUCUCACAAAGACCGAACAAAGAAUAUUAAUUUCUAUAUAGAAUUAUAUAUAUAAAUAUAUAUAUAUAUAUAUAGAUAUAUAUAUAUAUAUAAACAGGUACUUUAUAUUUUUACACUCAUGUGUUUUAAAGGCUUGAAUAUGUCAUUUUUUCAGCGUUGUGUGAGGUCAGUAUGAAUGUUGUGUUUGUAGAGGGAACUGCAGCUGCGAAACAUUUUAACCUAAACGGUGAGUUCAGUUAGAUGAGAUCAAUCUCAUGUCUGUGUAAGGAGUCGGGAUGUAGUUAGCCUAGCUUAGCAUAAGGACUGGAAGCAGGGGGAAACUGCUAGCCAAAGUUCAAAAAUAUAAAAGUUAUCGUGAUGUAGUUUGUUUAAUCUGUAGACAAACAAAAAUAUAAAAAUGUAAAAACAACUAUUUGUGGUUUUAGCCGGACUUACAUCUGCUGUUAGCUAAACAUUAUUACUAGCACACAAACUCUUAAAGCUUGUAAAGAGUUCGUACCUUGAUUUAUAAGAAUUUAAUAGAAGCUUUAAAUAUAUAUAUAUAUAUUUUUUUUUUUUUAAGACCAAAACAAUCAAGUUUGAACAAAUUUAAAAUGACACGCAGGACAACUGUGUGAUACCACACGGGGAAACAUAACGUAAAGGUUAUACUAAAGGUUCAGAAAUUUGCUCUAUAAAUCUCAUUCACAUCUCAUAACUUUCUUAUAAUGAGGGAAACAAACAGAAUUUACCUGUAUUAUAGGGUCAGAGUCCCCCAGACGUCUGGUGAGUACGGACACAUUCGGCUGAUCCAGGUGAUGUGGUCGCUUGUUGAAUCAGUGCUCCUUCCUCACGAAAGUCGGAAAACAUUUUUAAAUUCUGCAGCUGGAUUGCUUAUUUCUCGCAAUCCAGCUGCAGACAGAUAAAGUUAAAUAAGAAAAUUUUACUUAAUCUAUCAAGCCUAUAAAGUUGGACCCUUCUCUGCUGGACCACAAGGCAAACAAAUGGUCACGUUGAACGAAUGAAUUUCAAAUAAAAGUGACAACCCUGCUAACUGUCUCCCCCUGCUUCCAGUCAUAAUGCUAAACUAGGCAAACCAGCUCCGCACCUUUACAAAUAGUUUCAAUCCUCUCAUUAAAUUCUCAGUGAUAAAGCUGUUUCUUUAGCCUCCAGCAGGACUUUUUCUUUAUGAUUUCACAGUUACUCCAGCCGUUAAGAUGAAUGUUUCGCACCGCGUCAGCAGCUGCGGUUCCCCGAUCUUCAGCAGAGGCACUUAACCGGUCUGAAAGCUGCUCUGCUUCCAGCAAACUGAACAGAUAAACCAGUAAGAUGGCAGUUCCCAGUCUCGAAUAGACCAGAAACACAACAAGGUAACAAAUGUUCCUCAGAAGGUUGGAUUUAAAUCUGAUGAACUAGUUUUACGCAGAUUGAUCGUCCAUGUUUGCAGUUAAAUACUAAACACAAUUUGCACAGUUGAACCUCGUUGAAUUAUCUCCUCUAGUCUUGUUGUGUACUGGUCAUACUGGUCUGUCUUUACUGGUUUGUGGUUCGGAAUUUGUUUGAUGAUGAGAACAAAAACUAAAGUAAGAGUAAAGCUAAGACAGAUACUUAAUAUUAGUGUGUGUGUGUGUGUGUGAGGUUCAUCAAGAAUGUAUCUGAGACUGUCUGUUGAAGGGCUGGAUAUCAAAAAUGAUCCUUUUAUUGGUAUAAAUAGAAAGAAAAAUAACUAAAAAGCGUCAGAAUAUUUGAGUCUGACAUUAUAAAUUAACUCUCCACAGAUUUCUUUACUAUUUUUUAACAAAAAAAUCUUUGCCAAAAUGCGACUAGCCUUUAGAAAUGUACCCCCUUAAAAUGAUUUUAAAAAUGUUUUAAAAUUAGUAAAUGUCUUGUUGGUGCUCAGCCGGAGCCUGAAGGGAACUCAAUGAUUUUAUGAAAUGAGCACAAAGUCUGAAAAUGUAGAUAAAGUUUGAGAAAAACUAAUUCAAAUAAAGUCAGAACCUAGAACUAUCGAAAGAUCUACAUACUAACUAUAUUACCUGUUAUAUUAAAUCUGUCUAUCUGUGUCAGAUUAUAUUGUUAGAUUAUUUCCCUGACACCUUCAAUCAAUCAAUCAAUCAAUAAAAUGAAACUGUAUUUCUAUAGCAGCUUUCAUACAGCUCCACAGAUGAUUGAUAAAACGAUAUUGAGACAGAACGGAAUAAAAAUUAAAUCACUUUACAGGUCUAAUGAUAGUAUUUAAUAAAAGCGAUACUUAAACUACUAAACAAAUAAAAUCAAUAAGUGGCGGGUCGGGCAUUAGAGAUCAAUAAAGCAACACACAUCCUCUGAUUACAGAUAAUCAGGAUUGUUUACCUCUUUGGAGGUAAACAAAUGAAUCCAGUCCAAAUAGUCUUAAACCUCCAUUUUAAGAUUUUGUGCUCAUUUCACAGAAACAUGUGAGUGUUUGUUAAAGGUCCAGUGUGUAACAGGAUCUGUUGUCAGGAGUGGAAUAUAAUAUUUAUAGUUUCCAUUAGUGUUUUCACCUGAAUAUAACAACUGUUUGUGUUACCUUAGGAUGAGCCAGAUGUUUCCCGAAGAGUUACUCCGAAGAAACGGACAAACUAAACUGUCUCUAGAUUAGACUUUUUACGAGUUUUGCGUUCACCAGAAAGUGAGGCGAGGUGGUUGUAAUCUGCAACUAGAAGCCACUAAGUCGCACACACUGGUCCUUUAACAUACUGAGGUCUGAACACUGAGUGGAUGCGAUUCUCCCAAAGCUAAAACUAGUGUAAUAAGCUACAGCAGUUCUGUAUAUGGAAACCUCUUCAUCACUACAAAGAACAAAGCGUAUUCGUUCUUUCUUCUUUCAUUUUCUAGUCUCUGUCUUUACUUAACGCUAAGUUUUCUUUUUGUCGCAGGUAAUAAAUUCCAUGAUCAUGUGAAAAACUACUUUUUUCUAAACGGAGAUUACGAACCUAAACGAAGUGCGACCAUUGGCUGUGAUGAAGCAGCUCUCACAGUUUGUCGUGUAACUACAGUUUGUGUCUUAAAGCUGCUGAACAUUUUCCAAACCAUCAGUUCUUAGUUUGAUUUCCCUUCUCCGAGGCGGCCAUUGGUCUCAGCUGAGUUUCUGACGAGCAAGAGGCUUGAAACCAGUUUUUUUUCUGUUGUCUCAGACUCGUUGGUAUUUGCACUCGCACUUGUUUCGGACUUGGCCAUCGGUCUUGGACGACGUGACAGCUCUCGCAGCACGUGACCUCCGCUGGCUGCAAAACACCAACAUGGCAACGACCAUAACGCCGAACUUUAAAACAAACCAAUGGGUGACGUCGCCGGUGGUUCACACUGGGUUAAAACAUGGAAACCACUGGUUUGGUCCUUUAAACGCACAAGAGGAACACUUCAAUCUGUACCAAUGGCUGCCUGGAAGGUGUGAAAUCAAUAAUAAUAAUAAUAUAUAUAAACUAAUGGUUUGAUUUGAAGACAAUGUGUAUUCUACAGUCGACAAGAUACAAAACCACCAAUACUCGUCUGUGUCACAUCUUUAAUUUGAAAAAGAGACUUGAGGCUCAGUGGAGCAGCAAUCAGGAGCGAAGGCCUCUGUUCUAAAGCUGUCGUCCUGUCCGUCCUUCUGUCUGCCUGUCUCACCUCUCUCUCCUGUUCCUGCCGUGUUUCCUGUCAGUCAAGCUUCAUGAUACUGCUGCCAUUCGUUGCGGAGAAGAUUCCCACGUUUACUUUUCUAUCUGUGGCGAGGAAAGUGAACCAAAAGCGGUUUGUCUGUUGGACGCAGCGUCUUCGGCCUGCGUCCACUUCAGCUAUUAAAGGAAAGUGCCUGAAGCCUCCUCUUCAUCUAUGUCCUGAUUUCAGAAAAUAAUUACUGUGUAAAAGAAAAAAAAAAAAAGUAAAGGUUGAAUUCAUUGGUUUGUCUUUUUUAUAUAAUUCACAUUUUUACCUAUGUAAAAAACAGAAUAUAUAUAUGUAUAUGUAUCAAGUGUAUGAUGUACAUUUUCAGUUCUAUUUUUUUAUUGUUUCUAAUAUGAUGGAUGUAAAUCUCUUCUAACAGAAAAAGAGACAAUGCGACGUGUAUAAAUACAAAUACAUC
Molecule: messenger RNA, 5554 nt
Organism: Morone saxatilis (striped sea-bass)
Lineage: Eukaryota; Metazoa; Chordata; Actinopteri; Moronidae
Gene: spred2a
Product: sprouty related EVH1 domain containing 2a
Biological process (GO): multicellular organism development; negative regulation of MAPK cascade
Cellular component (GO): membrane
Molecular function (GO): protein kinase binding
Source: RefSeq, a predicted model, not a curated record